Molecule: messenger RNA, 1440 nt
Organism: Fraxinus pennsylvanica
Lineage: Eukaryota; Viridiplantae; Streptophyta; Magnoliopsida; Lamiales; Oleaceae
Source: the annotation of a GenBank genome assembly
AUGGUUACCCUCAAAAUCCACACUGUUGACUUUCCCCAACCCCUUCAGACCACCGGCGCCUCUGGGGCCCCGAAGAACCCUAACAAUUUGAAGCCGGAAGAACUCAGAGGCGUCAUCCACGUAUUUUGGAAACUUUCACACACCUCCACUGGAAUCUCCUUGGCCAAUCCAAGUGCCCGCUCAACUGUACUUUACGUUGUGGCCGUGCCCAACUAUUUAUUCCCAGAUGACUUCCUCCUCUUCUGUGAAUCCUCCUACCUCCCUCACUUCUUGAAAAUCCUCUUCUUCAUAAAUGAUGGAGUGGAGGAUAGGUACAGUGUGUUGAUCAGGUUGGAAAAUCAGCUUUCUGCUGAUGGAUUUUAUUUAAAUUUUAAUGGCAAAAAAUUCAAGCCGUCUGAGGUUGAGGUUUGCCAUGUGUAUUUUGCUCAAUCAGUUAUGUAUACUAUGUCAGCAGAAAUUGCCACUACUCCUCCGCCUGAAUUUGCUGAAUUGCCCACUUGUCCGGUUUGUCUUGAGAGAUUGGACUACGAUACUAGUGGAAUACAGAGUACACUGUGUGACCAUUCAUUUCAAUGUUCUUGCGUUUUGAAGUGGACGUACUUAUCUUGCCCGGUUUGUCGGCUUUGUCAACAAGAUGAGAAACCAGCCUGUUCUGUGUGUGGAACUCUAAACAACCUUUGGGUUUGCUUGAUCUGUGGUUUUGUAGGAUGUGGAAGGUAUGAAAAAGGUCAUGCUAGUGGACACGGGAGUAAUAAACAGCAUCGCUUUUCACUUGAAGUAGAAAAACAACAAAUUUGGGAUUAUGUUGGAGAUAAAUAUGUGCAUCGACUAAAUCAAUCAAAAGUUGAUGGCAAAUCGGUCAUGAAAAGUUCACACUGCAGUUCAGUUGGAGAGUGCGAUACUUGUGGGUGUGAUGGAGGAGCAGAAUUAGAUGGUGCCCUUUUUGACAGCAAAGUUGAAGCGAUUGUGGAUGAGUACAACCAUCUCCUAGCAGGUCAGCUGGAGAUUCAGAGAAAACAUUAUGAAUCUUUACUCGCCAAGGCAAAGAGUAGAAAGGAAAGCUCAAUAGCAAAAGCAGUUGAGAAGGCAAUAUUUUCAAGGACACAUGAUUUACAAGAUAAAUUGGAAAGUUAUGAAGAGGGAAAAAAGGCUGUUGCAGAUAGGAAUCGAAAGCUAAUGAAAAAACAAGAAUUGCAGCAGAAAAAGUUCAAAGCAAUUGAAGAAAGGGAAGGACUCUCUCUCAAAUCCAAGGAGGAAAAAGUCACAGAUCUACAAGAGCAGAUUAGAGACUUAAAAUUUUUUGUUGAAGCCCAGCGAACGGUUGCAAACACGAAAGAUUCAGACAGCAUUAAGGGAGGGACUGUUUUGCCUGUAGAAUCAAAUCUAUCAUCUUCAAGCAACCGAAAAAGACAAACAAAGCCAGGUCGACGACGUAAGUAA